GGUGGUGCGGCACGCGCAGUGGCUGUUGGGACGGAAACCGAUUUGAAGCGGUUGAGAUUUGAGCAGCGGCGGUUGCGGCGGCAGUGACAGGAUCCUCUCGUCCGUCCAAUGCGGUUAAAUUGAACGAACAUUCGCCGAACGCCAUGAGCGUCCAGUUCACCACUCGGACCCAGGACACGCUGGGUAAGGUUAUCAAGAAGCCGCCGCUGACGGAGAAGCUGCUGAGCAAACCGCCGUUCCGCUACCUGCACGAUAUCUUCACCGAGGUUAUAAAGACUACUGGAUUUUUGAAAGGAUUGUUUACAGAGUAUGAGAUGAAAUCUGAUAAUGUUAAGGACAAAGAUGCUAAAAUUAGCUUCCUACAGAAGGCAAUUGAUGUUGUGGUGAUGGCAUAUGGUGAGCCUUUGUCUGUGAAACCUGCCCGGAUUGUGGCAGGACAUGAGCCAGAGAAAACCAACGAGCUCCUGCAAGCCAUUGGAAAAUGUUGUCUAAACAGGCUUUCCAGUGAUGAUGCUGUAAGGAGGGUCCUUGCUGGAGAAAAGCCAGAUCUUAAAGCCAAAACACCUUCAGGUUCCAAAUCUCAGGGCAAAGAAAACCGUGAGAGAAAGGAUGACGACCGAAGGAGACUGAAAGACAAAGAACAUGAGGAAAAGAAGGAAAAUGAAAUCAAGGAGACCAGCAGAGAUCGAAAAGAAAAGGAACGCUCAAAAGAACAAGGGAAACCAACAGACAAAGAAAAAGACAGACACAAAGACAGUGAAAGAAGAGAAAAAGGGAAAGAAUUGGAAAGAGACCGAGCACAAGCAAAAGAAAGAGAUAGGGAAAAGGACCGGAAUAGGGGAGAAGGGGAAAAGGACAAGAGCAGAGAUGUAGAAAAGGAGAGGAUUAGAGGAGAAAAGGGGGAAAAAGAUAAGGCUAAAGGUGAAGUGGAUAAAGACAAGGAGCGAACCAAAGAGAAGGAAAGAAAUCGAGACAAGGAUAGAGUGAAAGAAAAAAGAGAGAAGAUCAAGGAGCGAGAACGCUCAAAAGACAAAGAUCAAGAAGUGGAAAAAGAAAAAACAAAAGAACCAGAGAGAAAGCCCCGAGCAUUAGCAGAAGAAAAAACUGUUAGAAAGCCUUCAGAGGUAACCAGGAAAGAGAAUAAAAGUGAUACGGACCAGGAGGUUGAGAGUCCUGUGAAGAUACCAAGACCUUCCUCAGCAAAAGGCCAAAGACGAAAACCAAAAUCAGAAGAAGAGGACGAGAAAACACCUAAAACAGCAGUUAGUCAGCAAGAAGUAUUAGAGCAAAAGCCUGAGAAAGAGACCAUUGAAAACAAGCUAGAUGAGUCGGAUGUGGAGGCAGACCCAGAAACUCUGCACAGUUCAAAUGAGAAGAAGCCAGCCACUGAGGUCAACGGACAUGUUUCUGAGGAUGUUGUGCACCAAGCCGCACAGAGGCGAAUACCCCGACCAGGUAGCGCAAGGCCAGCGCCGCCCAGAGUGAAGAAGCAAGAAAGUACAGAGCAGCCCCCAGAAAGAAUUGGAAGUGGAAAGCAUGUGUCUAAUGUGAUAGUGGACAAGAAUUUGGCUACAGAAGAGGAUGAUGAUGAACAGUUCGUGGUGGAAGAAGCAGUGCCCGAGCUCCCUGAUAUGCCAGAGAUGGAACCGGUUCCAACAAUGGAACUGCACAGCAAUGAGGAUCAUGGGGGCCUUGUCAAGAAGAUUUUAGAAACUAAGAAGGAUUAUGAAUCUUCCAAGUCUUCUUUGAAAUCCAAAGAACAGGAUAAAACAAUUAUCUCUGAAACAACCAAAAAGAAAGAGAGAGAGCAUGUAGCCAAGGAGAUAGAAAAACUUCGGACAUCAAUCCAGACAUUGUGCCGCAGCGCUUUGCCACUUGGUAAAAUAAUGGACUACAUCCAGGAAGACAUGGAUUCCAUGCAGAAUGAAUUAACUGUGUGGCGCAAGGAGAACAAGGAACACGCAGCAUCCCUCCUGAGAGAACAAAGCAUCACAGACACUGCUGUGGAGCCACUGAAAGUGGAACUAACGGAAUUGGAGCAACUGAUCAAGGACCAGCAAGACAAGAUCUGUGCUGCCAAAGCAAACAUACUGAAAAAUGAGGAAAAGAUCCAGAAGAUGAUUUCAAGCAUUAACUUCUCAAGAACGUGAGUGAGAAGACAGGGAUUGCUCUCUCACUCACUUCACCCGGAGAUCCAUUACUCGGGUAGUGAGGUGAGCAAAUUAAGGAAGAGGAAGCUUGCAAGAGAGCAGACAAGUAAUAUGGCGAGGGAGUGGGUGGUGGGAGGGGGGAGAAAGCUAAAAUUAAUUUAUGUUCCUAUCUUGCAAUCAGUUCCAUGUAAACACUUAAAAAGCUUCUAUUGAGAGCACAGGAUUCAGUAUUCUAAAUAAAAGCACUGUUUGUAAAAAAAAA
Molecule: messenger RNA, 2412 nt
Organism: Callorhinchus milii (elephant shark)
Lineage: Eukaryota; Metazoa; Chordata; Chondrichthyes; Chimaeriformes; Callorhinchidae
Gene: ift54
Product: TNF receptor-associated factor 3 interacting protein 1
Exons: 16
Coding region: 144-2150 (668 amino acids)
Biological process (GO): intraciliary transport; regulation of microtubule cytoskeleton organization; cilium assembly
Cellular component (GO): intraciliary transport particle B; axoneme; centrosome
Molecular function (GO): microtubule binding
Source: RefSeq, a predicted model, not a curated record